GGGGAAAUGCUUGACUUUGAAUUUAAGCAAGUAGUUCCUUUUUAAAUGUGGUAUAACAUUUACAUAUAACAUUUUAAAGAGUGUGUAGGACGGUACGGUGUGAACUGCAGUAGGGAAUGUCCACGUGGAUAUUACGGAAAACAGUGUAACGAGAAGUGCACCUGUGAUGCUAGACAUUGUGAUAAAGUUUGGGGUUGUCUAUCACCUACACCGGGUAUAGUAAAGUCUCAUUAUAUGUAAAUGCUCAGAGCAGGUGUGAAUGAAUUUGAAUAUAUGUAUCUUACUGCUCAUACUAUUUUUUUUUUUGUAUCGACUACCAAAAAUUUCAGUGGUACAGCCAAACGAAAAACGCGGACCAGAGAGGGCUUUUCCACACGUUUUAUCCGCCUUGCUUUCUGUCAUAGUUUUAUUGGUUUUAAUAGCUCUAGGAAUCGCUUACAGGUUAAAAAGAAAACACAUUGAAAUUUCAAAAGCCAACAAUUCUACACAAGAUGACAAUGGAGAGAGAGGUACAAGUACCUCAGAUAUAUAUGCCGCUGUGGUACGUCCAAACAGGAAACCUUUUAGGGGUAUACAACAAAACGAUAUGACGUAUGACAAUACAUUGAUUCCCGAAACAUCAAACCAAGAAUACGGAAGAUCGAAUACUUUACAAAGUAGCAAUUCCUACAUUUAUAAAGAAAAACAAACGCUUCGAGACCUUAAUACCCCAUACAGCAUGUGUAUAGGACUAGAAGACGCCUACGAUAACACUCUUUGCAUUCGUUCAUCCUCAGACUCGCAAAGAGAAAAAAGCGUUGGCAUCGAACACAGUUCAGUGGACAACUAUGACGUCACAAUGUAUGAUGACAUAGACCACGAGGGAGACUCUUUUGAUCAGAGAGAGACAUGGAACUGAAAACCAGAUACAUUAUAAUAUCAACGUGUUAAUCGUAUAAGUCGUUAUAAUUCUCCUGAAUACAAAAUAACAUGUGAAUACAGAAAAAUUAAACUAUAAGAUUGCUUCACUUUAAAAAUUGGUUAGAAAGGUAUACUACCAUUGAUGAAUUACUUAUCCAGGGAUUUUUUUAUUUUCGUCCCUUUCGCCCUUACCUCGGUUGGGCGAAUUAAAAACAGGGCGAAUUCAAAGAAUUCAGUAUCAUGUCUUAAACAAAAGUGUAACUGGGCGACUUUAAGAUGGGGCAAAAUUGUUUGCAAGAUUGAAAGGGCGAAAAUAAGCGGGGUGAAAAUAACAAUGUACAUGUAUACAGUAUAAUUAAAAAUUUACAGCUGGCUAGGAAAGUGGAAUGCCGGUUUUGAAUUUGAUGUUUUCAUUCUUCUUUCAAAUGCACUACUCAAAAUUGAUAUGUACUUAACACAAACACUACUUAUUAAUAAAGCAAUAUACAUUUC
Saccostrea cuccullata (small rock oyster) is the source of this 1392-nucleotide messenger RNA. RefSeq lists its product as uncharacterized. The record is from RefSeq and is a predicted model, not a curated record. Lineage: Eukaryota; Metazoa; Mollusca; Bivalvia; Ostreida; Ostreidae. Bases 260 to 898 code for a protein of 212 amino acids. The transcript has 3 exons.